AUGCCCGACUCCAAAGAACAGGAAAGCAUUCGAACGGCCUUAGAUCGCGCCCGCACUAAUGAUCCGCCGGUGGAUGCUUCAACCUCCAGCAUCCUCGAAGCCGCCAUCGCCGAUCUAUGGACCCGGAUUCAAGCGGAACAAGACACAAUUGUCUUGACUUCAGAUGAAUUUGCCUUGUUCAAUUAUUUUCUACCUCGUCUCCGUAUCAAUCACCAGUCGAUUACUCAGCGAGUCGUGAAUCGAUAUUGGAACAGUUUUCAUGACUCCAAAGGCGGCAAGAAAUAA
Molecule: messenger RNA, 285 nt
Organism: Penicillium longicatenatum
Lineage: Eukaryota; Fungi; Ascomycota; Eurotiomycetes; Eurotiales; Aspergillaceae
Exons: 1
Coding region: 1-285 (94 amino acids)
Source: RefSeq, a predicted model, not a curated record